UUCAUACCAAGUUGCAGUUGGUAGAAUUAUUUACCAAGGCUCUCCAACCUGGUCCUUUUUCUUCAAUUUCUAGCAAGAUGAGUAUGCAUAACAUACACACUAAUCUUGAGGGGGAGUCUUAAGUAUAUAUUAAUCAUGUUUAUAUUGUAUAUAGAUUAUUAAAGUUAGUUUGUCUGUAUACAGAUAAAUAGUGUGAAAGGUAAUUACAAAAGUGACUGUCUCGAGAAAUGAAAUUCCCGAGGUAUUCCCAAUUCUUCUUCCACCUUCUUCACUCUCCAGCCUCGCUAGACCGGUGCCCUAAUCCCAACUAGCCUUCUGUUUUUCCGGAUCUUAUUUUAUUUGAAAUAAUUUGCAAAUUUUACACCGCAGUCAAGCGCCUGCCAGGAGUUGGAUUUUGCUCUGCGGCUUGUCCCUUUUAGGGAUAUUGAUAUUGGCUAGUAAAUCUAAUUAACGUCCGUUCCCUGUUCUUUUAUAUAGAGAUUUGCUGAAGAAGAAGACAGAGAUCAAUUGCUGAAAUUAAUCUUCACUCAGAUGGAGAAGGAAACUAAGGUCUGUGUGACAGGUGCAGCAGGCUACCUAGGUUCUUCCCUCGUCAAAAAGCUGCUAGAAAAGGGGUACAUCGUCCAUGCAACAACAAGGAAUUUGGGAGAUCCGAAUAAGAUCGGGCUUCUUAAAAGCCUUCCAAAUGCAGAAACCAGAUUAAGGUUGUAUGAAGCUGACAUAUAUAAUCCCAGUCAGUUUGAACAUGCAAUUGAAGGCUGUCGAUUCGUUGUUCAUAUGGCCACUCCCUUACAACAUGAACCCCAGAAUUCUCAGUUCAAAGAUACAUCUGAGGCUGCAGUUGCUGGAGUGAAGAGCAUUGUGGAGUCUUGCAUCAGAUCAGGAUCAGUGACGCGACUCAUUUACACAGCUUCGAAUGUAGCAGCGUCAGCUUUAAGAGAAGAUGGGGAAGGCUUUAAAGAUCAGUUAGAUGAAUCCUGUUGGACUCCCAAAGAUGUUGCUCUUCCUUACACCACUGAGUACUUAAUGGGUUAUGUUAGCUCAAAAACCGCUUCCGAGAAAGAGUUGCUGAGGUAUGAUAGUGAGAUAGAAAUUGUGAGCCUCGCUUGUGGGCUUGUGGGAGGGGACACCCUUCACUCUAGCAUGCCGGAAAGCACGGGAGUGCUCAUUUCACAAGCCACGAAGAACAAAAGGAGGUAUAACAUUCUAAGGUUUUUGGAGGAAUUGUUGGGAAAAGUCCCAAUUUUACACAUUGAGGAUGUUUGUGAUGCUCAUAUUUACUGCAUGGAGACGCCCUCUAUCAGAGGCAGACUUCUCUGUGCCAGCGCAUAUUUGAGUUCUGCAGAUAUUGCGAGUCACUGUCAAAAAAUUUAUCCAGAUAUCGAAAUACCUGAUGAGUUUGUGGAGAACUUGGGGAGAGAAAUCCAUUGGGGCUCUACCAAGCUGAAAGAAAUUGGAUUUGAGUACAAAUGUGAUGUCAAAACGAUACUAGAAGACAGUAUCAACUGUGGGCUGAAGCUGGGUGAAUUUUCAAUAUUCUGAACCGGACCCUUUGUUAAUUGCUAUCCUUUGAUUAGAAGUACAUACUGUGAAGACUCCAAUUUUCGUUUUCAAUGAAUAAAGGGGAUGUCACUAUUAUCAGACACUUUAACCAA
Messenger RNA from Theobroma umbraticum, 1655 nucleotides. RefSeq names its product NADPH HC-toxin reductase 1-like. Gene Ontology annotation, molecular function: oxidoreductase activity, acting on the CH-OH group of donors, NAD or NADP as acceptor. NCBI's taxonomy places the organism in Eukaryota, Viridiplantae, Streptophyta, Magnoliopsida, Malvales, Malvaceae. The record is from RefSeq and is a predicted model, not a curated record.